ACCCCCUUAAACUCGAGGGCAAUUCUCGAUGAGUGCAGCGCGGUUUUUAAUGUGACAGAAGACGAGAUUAUGUAUAUAUUGAAUUCUACGCAGCUCCCUAUGAUCUCAUUAAAACUAAAAUGUUUUUUGAAAUGCGUUGGAGAAAAUGGAGGAUUUGUAUAAACAUUUGAUACUUGUUAAUUAAAUUAAUUGAAUACAAUAGAUGCUGUAUGGUCGUUUAAUCGAUGAAACGAUUUUGGAAAUGGCUGAGACUUUGGCGGUCAGUGACACAGUCAGGGAAGAAAACAUGAAUGCAAUUUCAGCCUGCGGAUCAAUAAAGGGAAUGGACGAGUGCGAUACUGCUUCACUUGUGUUACAAUGUGGAUUGGAAAAAGCGCCUGAUCUAGUGGAAAACAUUCUCAACACGGUCGAAGUAAACUCGUCAUCGGAUCCUGUACCUCUACCCAGUGUAAGCCACAAAUGCCCGGCUGAUUUUGAAUGUGUGAUUGAUCCAAAACUGCGCGAAGACUACAUCAACAAUAGACCCAUCCCUAAUGGAGAGAUUGUCACUGCCUGUGGGAUCAAAUACGUGCAUCAACACAUUCGCCAACUUUAUACGACGGCGUCGUCAUUCUGUUGCAGCUACGGUUUGAAAUUGGCUUAUUUUGAAAACGUCACAAAUGGCAUCUGCCUUGUCAAUUCUAAAAUAAGUGAUCAUUAA
This is a messenger RNA of Neocloeon triangulifer, 700 nucleotides long. RefSeq lists its product as uncharacterized. Gene Ontology annotation, molecular function: odorant binding. Bases 203 to 700 code for a protein of 165 amino acids. NCBI's taxonomy places the organism in Eukaryota, Metazoa, Arthropoda, Insecta, Ephemeroptera, Baetidae. The transcript is spliced from 8 exons. The record is from RefSeq and is a predicted model, not a curated record.